Molecule: messenger RNA, 1618 nt
Organism: Heterocephalus glaber (naked mole-rat)
Lineage: Eukaryota; Metazoa; Chordata; Mammalia; Rodentia; Bathyergidae
Gene: Psmb8
Product: proteasome 20S subunit beta 8
Cellular component (GO): cytoplasm; proteasome core complex
Molecular function (GO): threonine-type endopeptidase activity
Source: RefSeq, a predicted model, not a curated record
GAAUUCAGUGGAGCCGCGCAGGCCAGAGCCUGGAGCCGGCGAGGAGGGGCGGGCAGAGGGGCCUCCUCCUUGUGGGUGGGCUCGGGCUGGGGAGACCACGGAAAGCUCAGCGGAAGUUCAGAGCCCGCGCCCUCUCCUGGCGCCCGCCCCUCCCGCGCAGGCCGGCGCCGUCUUCGGGGUGCAGGGUCCCCGCCCGCUCCCCCCGUCCUAGGUCUUACUGCGGGUACCGAUGCGAGGACGGUGCCCCUCCACGGCGCCACUCCGGCGUGAAGCUCAGCCCGCCCCUUUGCCCCCUGCAGACUCGGCCUUGGGUUGGGACGGGGUGGGGAGCGCAGGGCACCCCCUCCUCAGGCCCCUCGGAGGAUGCCCGCGUGCAGGCAGGGGAAGGGGCUCCCCACCUUCCCUCGUGGCGGCCGCCCCACUCCCUGGCCUCCCGGCCAGGGCUCCCCCGGGUCAGACACCCUCGGCCUCUCCUCGGAGAGGGCAGGGGGAUGCGGAAAAAUGCUGGUCCCCUCCCCUCGGGCCGUGGCUUUCGCUUUCACUUCCUCCCGCGCGGGUGGCCGGAUCGGAGGUGCGCGGGGACCAUGGCGCUGCUGGAGCUGUGCGGAGCCCGGCGUGGGCGGCGGCCCGGCUGGGCUGCGCCCGCGGUGGGGGGCGCGCGGAGCUCGGACCUGGGACACUACGGGUUCUCUGCGCGAGCCCGGGAGCUCGCCUUCCCCAGGGCAGUGCAGCCCGCUGAGUUCUCAGCACCCCCGGGUGGGGACGGAGAAAGGAACGUUCGGAUUGAGCUGGCGCACGGCACGACCACGCUGGCCUUCAAGUUCCAGCAUGGAGUGAUUGUGGCUGUGGACUCUCGGGCCACAGCGGGGAGUUACAUCUCUACCGUAGGGAUAAACAAGGUGAUCGAGAUCAACCCUUACCUGCUGGGCACCAUGUCUGGCUGCGCGGCCGACUGUCAGUACUGGGAGCGUCUGCUAGCCAAGGAGUGCAGGCUGUACUACCUGCGGAAUGGGGAGCGGAUCUCAGUGUCGGCCGCCUCCAAGCUGCUGGCCAACAUGGUGUCCCAGUACCGGGGCCUGGGCCUGUCCAUGGGCAGCAUGAUCUGUGGCUGGGACAAGAAGGGCCCGGGACUCUACUAUGUGAACGAAGAGGGGACUCGGCUGUCAGGACACCUGUUCUCCACCGGCAGUGGGAACACUUAUGCCUAUGGGGUCCUGGACAGUGGCCACCGGCCUGACCUCAGUCCUGAAGAGGCCUAUGACCUCGGCCGCAGGGCUGUUGUUUAUGCCACUCACAGAGACAGCUAUUCUGGAGGCGUUGUCAAUAUGUACCACAUGAAGGAAGACGGCUGGGUGAAAGUGGAAAGUACGGAUGUCAGCGACCUGCUGUACCAGUACCAGGAGGCCAGUCAGUAACAGUGGCCCAUGCAGGCCUCUUCUGGUGGGAGAGCCACCAGUCAGGAACCUGGGCCACGUUAAGUCUCAGCACGAAACAGAAUGGCCCAGUGGCUGGUGGUGAGGGGCCAUGUUCUCCCAUUUCUGCGCUCUCCUUUCCAUGAGCAUCUCCCCUGGGGCCUUCAGGUGCCCCUAAGCACAAUAAAGGAAAACGGUUAAAAAUG